Messenger RNA from Budorcas taxicolor (takin), 483 nucleotides. RefSeq names its product cornichon family AMPA receptor auxiliary protein 2 (gene CNIH2). Gene Ontology annotation, cellular component: synapse; dendrite. Lineage: Eukaryota; Metazoa; Chordata; Mammalia; Artiodactyla; Bovidae. Bases 1 to 483 code for a protein of 160 amino acids. The transcript has 6 exons. The record is from RefSeq and is a predicted model, not a curated record. Gene Ontology annotation, biological process: regulation of AMPA receptor activity; vesicle-mediated transport.
AUGGCGUUCACCUUCGCCGCGUUCUGCUACAUGCUCACCCUGGUGCUGUGCGCCUCCCUCAUCUUCUUUGUCAUCUGGCACAUCAUAGCCUUUGACGAGCUGCGGACUGACUUUAAGAACCCUAUCGACCAGGGCAACCCAGCGCGGGCACGCGAGCGUUUAAAAAAUAUCGAACGCAUUUGCUGCCUACUGAGGAAGCUGGUGGUCCCAGAAUACUCCAUCCACGGCCUCUUCUGUCUGAUGUUUCUGUGUGCAGCUGAGUGGGUGACCCUGGGCCUCAACAUCCCCCUCCUCUUCUACCACCUCUGGAGGUACUUCCACCGCCCUGCAGAUGGCUCUGAGGUCAUGUAUGACGCCGUCUCCAUCAUGAAUGCCGACAUCCUCAACUACUGCCAGAAGGAGUCCUGGUGCAAACUCGCCUUCUACCUGCUCUCCUUCUUCUAUUACCUGUACAGUAUGGUUUAUACGUUGGUGAGUUUCUAA